Molecule: messenger RNA, 606 nt
Organism: Fulmarus glacialis (Northern fulmar)
Lineage: Eukaryota; Metazoa; Chordata; Aves; Procellariiformes; Procellariidae
Gene: IL10
Product: interleukin 10
Exons: 3
Biological process (GO): immune response
Cellular component (GO): extracellular region
Molecular function (GO): cytokine activity
Source: RefSeq, a predicted model, not a curated record
UCAAGAGAACAGGAAACCCAAGUUGACGGGAAACCCAAGUGACAUUUGGUUUUAAUGAAUGACUUAAAACCCCAAUAUUGCUCGCCAGGAAAUGGGGAGAGGAAAUUGAGCGAUGUUUUGAGAGUAUAAAUUAGGGGCUCCAUCAAGGUGAAGGCUACAGAUCUGCUUUUAACCCUCCUGUGAAAUUCAGCCGAGAGCUGGACCAAGAGGCAAGCAGCUCAUUCUCACAGCAUGCAAAGCCGCCCAGCCCUGCUCUUGCUGCUCCUGGCUGCCAGCGCCCUGCCUGCCAGGUGCUCGCCCCCCAAGCCCAGCUGCCUCCACUUCUCGGAGCUCCUGCCUGCAAAGCUCAGAGAGCUGAGGAUCAAGUUUGAGGAAAUUAAGGAUUAUUUUCAAUCAAAAGAUGAUGAACUGAGCAUCCAGCUGCUCAGCUCCGAACUGCUGGAUGAAUUUAAGGGGACCUUUGGCUGCCAGUCGGUGUCGGAGAUGAUGCGGUUCUACAUGGAGGAGGUCCUGCCCAGCGCCAUGAGGACCAGCACGGACCACCAGCAGAGCAUGGGCGACCUGGGCAACCUGCUGAUGAGCCUGAAGGCAACGAUGAGCCGCUGU